Messenger RNA from Aegilops tauschii subsp. strangulata, 393 nucleotides. The record is from RefSeq and is a predicted model, not a curated record. NCBI's taxonomy places the organism in Eukaryota, Viridiplantae, Streptophyta, Magnoliopsida, Poales, Poaceae.
AUGCGUGCACGCACAGGGGGGGCGUCGGCGGCCAACCAGGACGGCAGCGGCGGCGCGGGGGGCAACGGAACGGCGCGGGCGCGCGCUCUAGCAGCAGGGGGCGGCGACGCGAGGAGCAGGGGGUUCGGCGACGCGCGAUCAGAGGCGCUGGCGGCGACGAGCAUGCAGCGAGGCGCGGCUCGGCGAAAUUGCGAGGCCAGGCGGGGCAACGCGGUAGUGGGGGAGGGCUGCGGGCGUGGAAAGGAGGCCGGAGGCGGGGUGCCGGAGCGAGACGCGCGGGCGGGGCACCGCGGGGUUGGACGGGUGAGGCUGUCCGCGGGCGACGGCGGAGCCGAGUGCGGGGGAGAGGCAGGGCGCGCAGGGGAGAGAGGAGAGGGGAAGCUCACAGGGGCG